AUGAACAAGCCUGCAAUUUUAACUAUAGACAAGCCUAACAAUUUGAAUAAUCAAGAUAUUAUUGAAGAUAAACUGACUUGUCAACUUGAUAUCGACUCUGAAAAAUAUGAUAAUAAUGUUUUAGAUAAUGCAAAUAAUGAGAUUAAAAUCAGUUCAGAAGAUAUUUCUAUAAACAUU
Molecule: messenger RNA, 177 nt
Organism: Racocetra persica
Lineage: Eukaryota; Fungi; Glomeromycota; Glomeromycetes; Diversisporales; Gigasporaceae
Source: the annotation of a GenBank genome assembly